UGCCCUCCCUCCUUCCGCCAUCAUUCAUUAUUAUCCUCCUUCUUCCCGCUAGCCCCACGGGUCGCCAUGUUGCCAUAACCUGCUCCAGACUUUUACCCGUUUCCGCCGUUUAGUUUUUAACCCCACGGGUAACGUUUACUGAGGGGAGGCAGAUCAGUGUGUCGGUGCCCCCUCCUUCCUCCUCUCCCUAUCCGCCAGACAGAGACGGACAUGCUCCACCGUGGGUGCUCGCGCUUCCCGCCUCCUCUCCCCUCCGGGAGUCGAGGGGUCAUCAAAUGAGACCAUAAAGGGUUACAUCUCCUCUACAGACAGCAACGUGACCCCGUGGUUAGUGUGGCUUAACUCUCCUUCAGACUGACCAGACUGCAGAACUCCAACCGUGUUCCCACCGUGUGGUCAUGUCCGGUCUGACCAGGUCCAGCGGUCACAACCUCUCCUCAACCUCAACCACACACGGUCACCACCACCACCACGGUCAGAGCGGUGAGGUCACCAUGGACGGUUGUGGUCUUACUCCGGUCCUGGGCUACACGGCUGAGAUGGAGCGCUACCGAUCCUUCGCUAACUUCUACACUAAAACCAAUGCGAAUAUGAACGCCGUUAACAGCAUGAACUUCCCUCAGUCGACCAAGCUCGCCCACAUCACCGCUCCUAUAUUCCCCGGUGGCAGGCUCGGGAUGACGCCAUGGGGUUGUCAUGACAACAUAAACAUGAAUAUGAACGUCAACGCGGCGGCGAUGCUUUGGGGGCGGAAACCUCCCGUGCAUCAGGCCACGCCCCUAGCGCCGCCCACAACACACCUGUCGCCCUCGACAACGCACAUGCAGCCCUACCGGACCAGCGGCGGAGAGGGGAAACAGCACGCCUCCUCCCAUGGACAGGAAACUCAUAAUCACCACGGGAAUACACAUUUCCAGUCCUGCUAUUCCGCCGCCAAUCACAUGACCAAACAAGGCCACGCCCACCAGGACAUGCUCAGCCUAUCGAAUCGCAGCAGCAGUGGCAACGGAGGCGGAGUUAACGGGGUCAACGUGUCCAACUUCCCCGCCGGAAUGUUGGGGUUACCGCCCGGGGUCAUCGUCAUGGCGAUGGGGUCGCACAAUAACAUUUCGGACUCCUCCCACUUCCAGAUGGCGACCAAUCAUAACCAACUGUUAUCGGACGGCCACCAUGCCAACCAGACUAACUCCUCCCCUUGCCCCUCGACCUCCCCGGGGAUGACCUCUGGGGGUCAGGGGUCAGGAGCAUCCAAGAGGAAGAGGAAGCGGUGUGGGGUGUGUGCCCCCUGCAGAAGGCUGAUUAACUGUGGGGUGUGUUCAGCCUGUAGGAACAGGAAGACAGGUCAUCAGAUCUGUAAGUUCAGGAAGUGUGACGAGCUGAAGAAGAAGGCUGGGAGUACACAACUAGAGAGACCUCCCUCGGUGCCCUGUGGAGAAGCUUUCGGAUGGAUCUACUAGAUGUCAGACCACAACAGAAUCUCAACAAGACCACAUUAGCCCUUCUUCUCUUCUUCUCCUCUUCACAGACAGAGACAGGGCACUUAAACCUCCAAAUCCGUACCUAGCUUGGAGACAUUACAGUCAGUGCCAGUGAUCCAAACACGGUUUAAGAGUGUGGUCCAACCACGGUUUAAGAGUGUGAUCCAACCACGGUUUAAGAGUGUGGUCCAACCACGGUUUAAGAGUGUGAUCCAACCACGGUUUAAGAGUGUGGUCCAACCACGGUUUAAGAGUGUGGUCCAACCACGGUUUAAGAGUGUGGUCCAACCACGGUUUAAGAGUGUGUUCCAACCACGGUUUAAGAGUGUGGUCCAACCACGGUUUAAGAGUGUGAUCCAACCACGGUUUAAGAGUGUGGUCCAACCACGGUUUAAGAGUGUGGUCCAACCACGGUUUAAGAGUGUGGUCCAACCACGGUUUAAGAGUGUGGUCCAACCACGGUUUAAGAGUGUGGUCCAACCAUGGUUUAAGAGUGUGGUCCAAACACGGUUUACAGUGCAUUUGGAAAGUAUUCAGACCCCUUGACUUUUUCCACAUUUUGUUACAUUACAGC
Coregonus clupeaformis (lake whitefish) is the source of this 2052-nucleotide messenger RNA. RefSeq lists its product as uncharacterized. Gene Ontology annotation, molecular function: methyl-CpG binding; zinc ion binding. Gene Ontology annotation, cellular component: nucleus. NCBI's taxonomy places the organism in Eukaryota, Metazoa, Chordata, Actinopteri, Salmoniformes, Salmonidae. The transcript is spliced from 3 exons. The record is from RefSeq and is a predicted model, not a curated record. Bases 399 to 1457 code for a protein of 352 amino acids.